UUUUACAGGAUUGUUGGAAAAAUUAGAAAAAAGCAAGAAAAAAAAAGGAGGAAAAAAGGAAAACGAGAGAGGGGGAAAAGAGAGAGAGGAAGAGGAAGAGGAGUAGCAAGCAAGGUAUGGAACGACAGCAACAAUAACGAAAUAAAAACACCUCCCCUUUUGGGCAAUCAACAUCACAUACUUGCAAUAAAUGAGACGAUUCGAGUUGAUGCAGAUAGGAUGAUUAUCGCAUCUUACGUCUCUGUUUGGAGCACUCCCACAGCAAUCCACUUGAUAUGCCAGUAG
Messenger RNA from Rasamsonia emersonii CBS 393.64, 285 nucleotides. RefSeq lists its product as uncharacterized. The annotation marks the transcript as partial. NCBI's taxonomy places the organism in Eukaryota, Fungi, Ascomycota, Eurotiomycetes, Eurotiales, Trichocomaceae. The record is from RefSeq and is a predicted model, not a curated record. The transcript has a single exon.